AUGGCAACCUCCGUCUCAUAUCGCAAUGGAUUGACUCAUUAUCUGGAGGGAAUAUCACCUACUUCUUCCGCAAUGCCUAUAGAUGCCACAUACAAGGCCAUUGAUUGGACCAUUCAAAGGCAAGCGGUGCUUGAACAGUACAUCAAGGUUUAUUUAUCCAAGUUGGUAGACCCUUCUCGCUUCUACAAAGACUUGGAUUGGAAGUAUAUCUCUAGAAGUUUGGACUUGGACGACCAUCAAUAUGUGCUCUUGAAGAUCGAUGAACUAUUAGACGAUUAUUUGUAUGGAAUCCAAGGUGUUGCUCCUGUCAUCUGGAAAAGCAACGACAACUCACUUUUCCAGCAAGUCAAUCAACUGAUCGAUGCACUAGGGUUAGAGAAAGAUAGACAAGUCGUACAGAGCAAGCCACCCAGAGUCACGACUGCCCGUCCCAAAGAAGUACGAUCCAUUCACAGUCCUCCUACGAACCCCCUGAGGAAAGAGAGGCGUUCUUCACUUGAGUUACUCCCUAGACCAACAGGGUUCAAAAAUGGUGCCAGCCUUUCUAAAGGAGAUGCUAGCAUGACAAAACCGGCAGAAACCAGUACUUCCAAUAUCAAUGUCAUCACACGUGCUGAGGUUAACUAUAGACCCGCUGAAACUUCCAAAAAACAGCCACAGGUACUCAAUAGAUUCAAAGGUGUCCAGAAUAGGUUGAUGUUGCUUGGGAAGAAAAAGGAACCGAAGCUUCCCCCAACUCCCCAGCUUCCUAACUCGCCCAAUAGUCCUCGAGAGAUUCCGAACUUCGGCGAGCUAGCACUGACUGAGAGAAACCGGAGACGGCUGUCUGUGGUGGGGAUGAAUUUACCGAUGUAUAUCAGAAAACAGCUUCAGGAAGAAGUCAUUGACGGAUCGGCAGUAAUAGACGUUCAGGAUUCGAGAAUAGACAAGCCAAAGGAUAUACAAGAAAAUAUCAACCACAUGCCUGUUCUCACGGCAUCGCCAGUCAUCGACGAAAGAGCACCAAGAGAAAUAGCCACGAAGGACUCUUCAAACGAAUCAUCGAAGGACAGAAGUCCCAAGAAAAACACCCGCUUGCAGAAUCUCUUAUCUAAUUCCCAGUCGCUCUACUCCCACGCAAAGGAUGUUUCAGAAAGUGCAGACAAUGGUAAUGUAGAGGACGAGUCGGAAGAGGAAGAUAAGGAGUAUAUUCUGCCCAAUCUGUUAACUCGAUUCUAUGGAGCACAGCUUGAGGACAGCGAUAGCAAUGACGAGGUUCUACGGGCUCUAGACGAGGAUGACGUGGAUUUCGUAAAUGUGAACGAAAGUUAUGACGAGUUCGGAGUCGUCCCAGAAGACCAAGAUGACGACUAUUUGUUCAAGGUAUAG
Messenger RNA from Suhomyces tanzawaensis NRRL Y-17324, 1368 nucleotides. RefSeq lists its product as uncharacterized. Lineage: Eukaryota; Fungi; Ascomycota; Pichiomycetes; Serinales; Debaryomycetaceae. The transcript has a single exon. Bases 1 to 1368 code for a protein of 455 amino acids. The record is from RefSeq and is a predicted model, not a curated record.